Messenger RNA from Perca flavescens (yellow perch), 5226 nucleotides. RefSeq names its product transcriptional enhancer factor TEF-1. Lineage: Eukaryota; Metazoa; Chordata; Actinopteri; Perciformes; Percidae. The transcript is spliced from 12 exons. The record is from RefSeq and is a predicted model, not a curated record. Gene Ontology annotation, molecular function: DNA-binding transcription factor activity, RNA polymerase II-specific; RNA polymerase II cis-regulatory region sequence-specific DNA binding. Bases 431 to 1717 code for a protein of 428 amino acids. Gene Ontology annotation, biological process: hippo signaling; regulation of transcription by RNA polymerase II; embryonic organ development. Gene Ontology annotation, cellular component: transcription regulator complex.
UCUCCACCCAUCCUCCCAUCUCUCAUUCACUCUAUUUCAUCCAUCCAGGGUGACGCCAGUCCCUCUCACCCCGCCCCGUUCAACUCAGUCCACUGCGUUCAUUUCAUUCCUGCUCCCAUUCCGCGCAUAUUUCGCAUCCUUGGAAAGACGCUGCGCAUUUUACGCACUCAGCGCGCCCGAUCCUUCAUCAAACCAAAACCGUGAGGAGACUCUGGAGUUGGCGGAGUGCUUCCCGAUGCUGUAGCGACUCCGAUCUGUGGAAAAGUGUGGGAAUUAAUCCAUUAAGAGGCGUAUGAAUCGAGGGUUCCUGCAGUCUGAAGUUGGAUUUGGACAAGCCUGCUGAGUUGUCUACAGUCUACCAGCAACUUUUAGUAUUAUUAUUCGUAGUUGAAUUAUUGGUAGCAUUUGGGAUUACCGUCAAAGCAGCAGUAUGGAACGCAGUAGCUGGAGUGGCAGUGAGAGCCCAGGCGAUGACAUGGAACGACUAAGUGACUCAGGAGGAGAUAAAACCAUGGACGGGGACCCUGAGGGAGUCUGGAGCCCUGACAUUGAGCAGAGCUUCCAGGAGGCCUUGGCCAUCUACCCACCUUGUGGAAGGAGGAAGAUUAUACUGUCAGAUGAAGGAAAGAUGUACGGUCGAAAUGAGCUGAUAGCCAGAUACAUCAAGCUUCGAACAGGCAAGACGCGGACAAGGAAACAGGUAUCCAGUCAUAUCCAGGUUUUAGCCAGAAGAAAAUCCAGGGAGUUUCAAUCAAAACUGAAGGACCAGAAUGCCAAGGAAAAGGCAAUGCAAAGCAUCUCUUCCAUGUCCUCAGCUCAGAUUGUCUCAGCCACCGCCAUACACAGCAAACUCCUCCCUGGAAUAGUACGGGCCAGCUUCCCCAGCAACGCACAGCUGUGGCAGGGGAUGAUUCCUGGAGGACAGUCUACCUCCAACACAGAAGAUAUUAAGCCGUUCUCUCAGCAAGCCUACUCUGUGCAGACAGCAGGGACCCCCACAAUCUCAGGCUAUGAGCCUCCCAAUGCAGCCCAAACACACAGAGAGCCAGCGUGGCAGGGUCGCUCCAUUGGCACCACCAAACUACGACUGGUAGAGUUUGCAUCUUUCCUAGAGACACAGAGGGACCAGGAGGCAUAUAACAAGCACCUGUUUGUGAACAUCAGCCAGAGCAGCCCGAACUACAGCGACCCCCUGCUGGAGUGUGUGGACAUCAGGCAAAUCUACGACAAGUUCCCGGAGAAGAAGGGCGGCCUCAAGGAGUUGUUUGGCAAGGGCCCACAAAACGCUUUCUACCUGAUCAAAUUCUGGGCGGAUCUGAGUUAUAAUGUGCAAGUUGACCCAGCGGCCUUCUACGGUGUCACCAGCCAAUAUGAGAGCUCGGAGAACAUGACCAUCACCUGCUCCACCAAGGUCUGCUCCUUUGGCAAGCAGGUGGUCGAGAAGGUGGAGACGGAGUACGCAAGGUUUGAAAACGGGCGCUUCAUCUACAGAAUCAGUCGCUCUCCGAUGUGUGAAUACAUGAUCAACUUCAUCCACAAGCUCAAACACCUGCCUGAGAAAUACAUGAUGAACAGUGUGCUGGAGAACUUCACUAUUCUGCUGGUUGUGAGCAACAGAGACACUCAGGAGACCUUGCUGUGUAUGGCGUGUGUAUUUGAGGUGUCCAACAGUGAGCACGGAGCUCAGCACCACAUCUAUCGACUCAUCAAAGAAUAACACACACACACUUAUACACAUGCACACAUAUAGCCUUUUUAUUGGUGAUUAAUGGUGACAUUGGAGGUAAAAUGUCUAAAAACUGAAUUCGACAAAAGUGUCUUUCAGCCAAACAACUUGACUUGAGUAAGGAAAUGGCUGCAUUUACACUGCUGCUCACAAAACACCACAACAAGAAUUGGGUAAUUAUUAUUUAACAUCGGAUAUGAUGCAGUAUGCUGCAGAAUCCUCAUCAGCAGGAGCAUCCCCACAUAUACAUCUUAACUCCAGCCUGAAUAUCUUGUUGUUGAUUAGCUGUAAAAACCACAGUGAUCCAACACAUCAGAAUCGACCUGGGUGGUUUUUCCAAAAACAUCCCGACUCUGAUAUCACCUGGAGAUGUCAUGUCUCCUGCUAAUUGGUUUAUUCCCCUCUUUCUCGCAGUAAAUUUGUAUUUUGCUGUUCUGUAGAUGGAAAUGAAAGUAGUACUUCUGUCAGGUGCUUUUGGGAAAGUCAACCCAGGGCCGAAAAACAAAUCUAACAAUUUCCGCCCCCAUGUGACAAACGUGUGUGUUAGCUGCCAAGAUAAAGGUCAGACCCUGUGUAUCAUUAAUAACCAGAGAAGAUUACACUACUGCAUUAUCAUAUAGUACAAUAUAGAGGUGGUUUUGUACAGAUAGCCACUGCAAAUUGUGAGCUGCAAUCUUGCACAAAAAAGAGGUUUGUUCCCAAAGAAAAUAAAUCAAAGUUUUACCUUUUUGUAUGUACUCUUUAAAAAAAAGAAUGAAAAAAGAAUAGCUUCGAAACUUUGGGAAAUUGUUUAUUGAUAGUAGCAUAUAGACUAUAUUUUAAUUCCAGGAACACUAUCUAAAAUGUAUGUUAAUAAGAAAGUAUAAUUUAAAUUAAACAAUACAGGUACCUUUUGGGUUUAAGAUUAAGGAUUAUAAUUUGAAAUAUCAAAUAUAUUGUGGUCAAUCUAUUGGGAAGCACUGUGAAUCUUUAAAACAACGUCAUUCAUGGUGUACAAGGUAAGGAAACUUUUCAAACAAAAAAAAUUCUGAUCAGGUUUUACUUACGAAUUAAACUUAGCUUAGUUCAAUAUGCUUGCACCAGCUGAAUUAAGCUUUAACAUGAUCAUACUGACAAAUGUGUUCAACCCUGAAAUGUUAUUAUGUCAAUAUUUAAAUGGAAGAUUAUCCUGACCAGAAGCCAUGGCAUCUGCUUUUCAUUUAGAAAAAAGGGGAUGAGACACAGUUCCCUUUUAAUUAGUCCAGGACUUGUUUCUUCCAGUCAGAAUUUUGAUGAAGUGUACUAUAGUAGCAGGUGAUGAUUGGUGGUUUGUAUGUGUCAUGCCCAACAGCAUGAAGUGCCUUUGGUUGGUAACAGCAGUAUACAUUUCUAAUCAGUUUCAUGAAAGUCUUGAUACUUUGGUGUUGUUAAUGGUCUAUAGAAAGUCAUUUUAGUGAAUAUAAAUACAUAAUAAGGUAUCACAUGGUCCAGUUUUCACUGUCUGAGGGUUAAUUAUCCAAAUUCCAUAUUUAAAGGGGCUGUACUUUAUAUUUACUAUAUUCUUUAUACUCUUUCACGUUACUUGAUACAACAAUGAUAACCCGGACUAUGACGGGCUAUUAACUGUUUAUUAGCACAACAGCGUGUGUUCACACGGCUAACACCAACAACGGGAGCUAAAGUUACCCACAAUUCAUCAGGUGUAUCACACAGUAGCCCAAAAUACACAGCAGUACUCAACAUUCAGAACAUUAAUAGAACAGCGAAACAAACAUUUGCUUGUAAUGAUACAGUGGAGUAAUGGUGUCCUUAGCAAAAGAAUGAAGUCACACUCUGUGUGUGUGUGUGUGUGUGUGUGUGUGUGUGUGUGUGUGUGUGUGUGUGUGUGUCUGUGUGUGCGUGUGUGUGUGUGUGUUAGCCAAGUUUCUAUGUUCAUGAGCUGGUCCAGUUACGCGUAUUUUACAAAUUGGGGAAUGGUAUGUGAGAGCCGUGUGGAGGCAUUCCCAGCCCGCUAUUUUUAUCUAGUAUUCCUAGUACAGCUCCUUUAAUGAUGGUUUCUUGUUGUAAUUUGUAGACAGUAGGCAGUGAACCAUUCUAAAUAAUCUUAACUUUGUUCCCACAGGAUGUUUAUGAGACACAUUCUUGUUUACUUAAUUUUAUGAUAGCUUUUACAUGUAUUUGUUACAUGUAUGUGUGACAGAUUCAUGUUUAAACCACUUACACACUAGGUAUUGUCUGGUGCCUCAUUUAUAAUAUACAACUUGGACUUGUUACUACUAAAGAAGACAAAUUCUAAUUUGGGUAUCUUCACAUGCCUUCUGUAAAAUAAUUGAAACAAAAAACUGAAUAACAAGUACAAUGAAGCAGCAUGCUGUAUUCAACAAUGAAGAAUACGGUAUGCUGAUUAACACAGUGUCAAGACGUGGUGUCCAGAAUACCCAGUAAUUUGCAGAGAAAACACUGCAUAUUUAUUGUGUGUUUAGGGCAACUUUUACCAUUUUACCAGACCUGAAAUGAGCCAUGUUUCAUUAGAACUAGCCAGCUGUUAAAUCUUUGGUGUUAACGAUGACUCAUAUUGUACGAUCAGGUAGAAGAUUGAUACUAUCAGUCUUGUACCAUUGUGCUGGAAAAUUUUAAGAUUUGCCAUUGUCCAAACCACUAUAUUUUGACUCUAUUUGUCUAAAGACUCCUGUGGGUGUCUCUCAGGGUACAGACAGCUGUCCAACAAAAUGCAAUCUUUGGUGAAUCAUUCUGUCAGGAAAACCCCUUUCAAAAUUCCCCUGCCUUCAACUUUUUUUUGUAGUGGUUUGUUGUUUGCAGGCAGACUACUAGACCUUCACAGCAGAGUACUUACUUUUAACAUGUACAAGAUAACCUAACACACAGCCUCAGAGGGGCUGAUUUUGCAAUAAUGACUCUCUGUGUGGAUAUUAUCAACCACAGCUUACCAAAGACAUUCAUCAUGUGACACAAAAUACAGAGGAAAAGAAAUUUAUUACAAGCUAAAGUAACUUUGCACAUCUGCCAAAAAAAAGAUUAGGAAAAUAACUAUCAACCUCCAAACAUAUGUAGCUCAUGGGCUACACUGUAAAACUGUACUGUAUGUAAGUACAAAAUACAACAAAAUAAAUAAAAAAAAGAUUUGGAAAUAAGUUUAAAAACCUUGUGGUUUAGAAAAAAUACUUCAGAAGUAUGAGAAGGACACAGGAAACUGUGAUUCAUCAAAAUGCCCAAAAUGUCUGUUAAACUUUAAAGAGCUCAUCUGUAGGGCUGUACUGUUAAAUGUCCGACCACAAUAAGCACAUGUUGCCUAAAAGUUAUUCAAAAGGUAACUACCUUUUGAAUAACUUUGUAACAUUGCCAAACCACUGUCUCAGCACUGCAGUAUGUCUUGCUACACCACCUAUUUAUUCUGGGAUAGGGGAAAAAACGCUCUAGCUUGUUUGUAUUUCUUUCCACCAAUCACAACCAUCCAACUAUCCAACGCUAGCGAAGAUAGUGAUAGCAAAAGGGGAGGAACA